UUUGAACGUUGACUCAAUACUCCUAUACUUUUUAUAUUAGUAUUUCAUAAUUUGAAAAAAUACUAUGCCUUCAAAAGCAUUUUUUAAAACAGACCGCCAAGAUGUGUGGAAACAUUUUGGCAAAGAUGAGGAGAGUGUUAAUGCAGAAGUAAAUAUUAUAAAGAAAUGGCUGAAAACGCAAAAACAUUUUCCUGAAACACCAACUGAUGUUAUGAUUCAGUAUAUUUUGACAAUAUGUCACUUCAGCAUAGAAAGAACGAAGCAGUGUUUGGAAAUGUAUUAUGCUAUUAGAACAGUUAUGCCGCAAUAUUUCAAACAAACUAAUCCGACAUCUUACCACAUGACGGAAACCAAUAACCUAUUUAUAAUGUGCCCGUUGCCAACUCUAACAAAAAACCUGGAGAGAGUGUUUUUCGUAAAAUUUAAUAAACGUAAUUCUGCAAGAUUUAAAUUAAAUAAAGUGAUAGCGUCAGCAUUUAUUAUUCCACCUGAAGUUAGAAUGUUCGAAGAUCUUUCAGUGAAUGACAAAAUUGUUAUGGAUUUUAAAAAUAUAAAACUUUUGUACAUCCCCAAAUUUAAACCAGAUCAUUUUCGGAAAGUAGGAUUCUUAGUUGAAGAGCUGUGGAAUAAUCAACUUAAAGAAAUUCACUGUGUCAAUGUGCCCAAAUAUGCUGAGAAACUAAUUUACUUCUGCAGAACAUUUUUAAAUAAGGAGUUACGUGAGAAAAUUUUUGUUCACAAAUCCUUAGAAGAUCUUUACAAAGUUGUUCCAAGGGAAAUAUUACCAAAAGAUUAUGGAGGCGAAGAAGAAGAUUUGAAAGACAUUAACAGUAAAUGGUUAAAUAAACUCAAGGAAUACAGACAACGAUAUGAAAAACUUGAACAUAUGAAAAUCAAUAAUUCACUUAAAACACCAUAUGGCCUUAAUUGUGAUAUAUUCGGAUAUUAUGGUAACUACAUGAAAACUGAGACCCACUAAAAUUUUUUCCUGCUUCUUUGGUUAAAACUAAUUUAUUAUUUUAGCAGUUAGUAUAGUAUAGUACCUGUG
Diabrotica balteata is the source of this 1048-nucleotide messenger RNA. Lineage: Eukaryota; Metazoa; Arthropoda; Insecta; Coleoptera; Chrysomelidae. The record is from the annotation of a GenBank genome assembly.